Molecule: messenger RNA, 1554 nt
Organism: Amoebophrya sp. A25
Lineage: Eukaryota; Dinophyceae; Syndiniales; Amoebophryaceae
Source: the annotation of a GenBank genome assembly
CUUGAUGAUCAUGCUACUUUUUUGCACAGCCAGUUUCGACGCUGAGAUUUGUUUGAGAUCCGGAAAGAACAGAACCAUAUUUAUUAGUUGUUGUUGUAGCGAGAAGAACACAGACGUGCAUCAAAGGACAUUGCAGGUCAUUGCGUUCAUGACCCCGUUCAAAUGAUAUCGUUACCAAGAAGACCACGACACACUUCUUCUUUUAUCGCCUAACAUAAUUCUUAGUUUUUAUUUUACCCACAUUUAUUAGGAGUAGGAUACGAGUAAGAAAAAGAAGUGGAACUACCGGUUAGAAUUACUUAUAGGCAAGAAUAAAUCUUUGAUACAACAGCGCUCGUUGUUGUACAACAGACGUAUAGACAGGAAAAAUGGCACUCGAUUGCUUUGCAUUCAUCACGGGAGGCGUGAUUGGCAACUUCAUCGGCGUCUACAAGUCGGAAGAGCUGAAGCCGACUUGCGAUGCCUUGCAACAAAAGGGCAAGGAAGGCGUCGAAAUCGCCAAGGAGAAAUAUGAAGAGUUCAAAAAAAGCCAAGAGCAUCAAUAAGAGAACAGCACAGAAAAAGGAUCGUGUUUGGUUUGAUUACGUAGGAGAAAGGAAAAAUGCGAUCAGGAGGAUUCAUAUAUGUAAACCGGAAGCUUUAGGCGGAAGGAGAGGAGAUAUGUUUUUGCACGACCGAAGAAGUGGCAGUCGUGGUCCAGUUAGAGGUAUUCCCAUCAUCACAUCUGAGGUUUCAAAACUGAAAUACAUCAAGGCUCACAGAACCUCUUUUUCUUCUACUUAUUUUUUCUUCGUAGCCGUAAGCAUAGGCGUAACCUAAGCUCAAAGUCGAGUUAUCAUUGCACCAAAUCAGGAGCAAGAACCCGGCUGCGGGGCUGGUGACACAUAGCAGGAAGAAGUGUGCGCGUGUGCGACGGACUUACGCGUUAUGGGACAUGUUUCAUACCCGCGUGGACCAAGACAUGCAACAUGAACAUACCUUUUUCACAAAGUCGUUUUUGAAUUCUGAUUAUUUCGCCGCUUGACCAAGUACACUAUGGGGGAGCUUAUAACUUGAGUCUAUUUGCUUUUGUUCUGUUGAUUUGUGACGACCUACCUGAAAAAUGACAUCACCCGCAUAUGAUCGGAAAGUACCAUACACCGCCACUACAAGAACAAGUACAACCCGCGCUGAGAAUUCUACAUAGCAUGGGCUAAGAUGAGCCCUGAUGGAAUUCAUCACACCAGCAUCAUCUAGAUUACUGCACGUUUUUCCCGCUGCAUGUACCCGCAUGACGAGCAGUGUAAGCUUGAUCAACGUUUUCCGCGAGGAGCAUCGUUGUAUUUACCCCUGACUUGUUGUAUUUCCCUAAGAUGCAGAGUCAAAUAUCCCAAUUGUGAUCUGCGUUAUGAAGGCUCUUGCACACGACCACUGAACAAGACUCGUUGAUCUAGAUCACAUUAAGUUCUUAGUUGUAGACCUUUCUUGUUUGAAGCAAAUUUCCCGCAUCUUGUCUUUGACGGGUCUAAUAAUCAUAACGAACAAGAAUGAAAAUUCACCGUUCUUUCGACUCUG